GCACAUUGAGUGUGUUUGGCGGGACUGGCCCUUUAAGAGCCUCGCUCCUGGUUUUUGUUACUCAGUAACACCCGUGUCGUUUCACUAUGGCGAAGGGGCUGUAAACAAAUGCGAUGGAAAAGCGCGUUCUCUGUGUGAAUAUAGAUUUGCUUUAGAGAUGAUUUGACGUUUAGUUGGAUAUGUUAACGGUACGGACGCGGAAAUGUGUGAAAGUGAUGCAGACAGCGCGCGGACCAUCCGAUUUCAGUAACAUGGACCAGAUCAGACCUUCACCACUAAACCUCUUCCAAAUACACCAUAACUGUUAGUCCGGAUCCGUUUUAGGUUGAAAUCAUGUUGACAGGGUCCAAAACCACCUUUAAAGUGAGACAGAUGGUACCGGACAUGAAGGAGAGGAUGAUGAGCCACAGUAGCCUUCACGCACGGGGGAGAGAUGUGCUCGGCCUCUGCUGUUUACCAGGAGAGUGUGUGUUGCAGCGGGCCAUCCUGGUGAGGAAGAAGCUGACGGCUAAGGAAGGAGGAGGCUGGCUGUCUGGGACUCUGUUCUGCACUCAUUUCAGAGUAGCCUUCGUGCCUCAGGACAGCCAGAAACCUGACGAUAAUGCAGAUCCAGUGCUGCUGGGAGAUCAUGACGUAGCUCUCGCCUCGAUUGACAAAGUUGUGGCAGUGGGACCGUCGCGCACCAAGCUCGUGACCCCUACCUGCACCCUGAAGUUCACCCCGGAGGAGCUGGUGUUGUACUGCCGAGACCUGCGUGUUCUCUGCUUCCUGUUCGACAGACUCACACCUGAUACUCAAGCUGUGGAGAUUACGUAUACCAUUGCUAAAACCUACCAGCCACUGAAACCUGGGACCAUCAUCUCUUUCCAAAAUGCUGCUUUGGGUAGUAUUGAAAUGAAGCAGUUUCUAAGCAACAGGCGGCGUGACCCUACCAUGAACUGGUUCGAGAGUUCGUUAGGUUGGGAGCAGGAGCUGGAGAGGACAGGUGCCACGGGCUGGAGGGUCAGCUCUGUCAAUGACCGCUUUGAGAUGUCCACCAGUCUGCCCAGAUUCAUUGUGGUUCCUCAGAGGGUCCUAGACACAGAGCUCAAGAAAACAUUUGCACACUUCAAUGAGGGACGCAUCCCACGAUGGUGCUGGCGACAUCCACGUGGCAGCGACUUACUACGAAUGGCCAGCUUCCAAAAUAACAUCUACCAUGAGAAGGAUGACAUCAGGAACCUGGAGUCGGUGCUGUUUGGCGGUCAGCAGCUGUGUGUGAUUGUGGAUCUGGGAGAGGAAAUGCCAUCACCCGCAGAUAUCCAGCUGGCUCACACGAGACUUCGGACUCUUUGUCUGGGCGAUAUAUCAUCAUCUGUAUCAGUACCUGAUGACAAGUGGCUCUCUACACUUGAAAGCACUCGCUGGCUCGACUAUACCAGGUGCUGUCUGAGAAAAGCCGCAGAGGUCGCUUGUUUGCUCAGAGGGGGUCACAUGACUGUUGUUCUCCAAGAGCCGGAGGAUCGAGACAUGAACUGUGUGGUGUGCAGUCUGGUGCAGGUGAUGUGUGACCCUCACUGCAGGACUGUGGCUGGAUUCCAGAGCCUGGUUCAGAAAGAAUGGAUCACGGCCGGACACAAAUUCCUCAGCCGGAUCAACUACCACCGUGAAAGUGAUAAAGAGGAGGCGCCCGUGUUCCUGCUGUUUCUGGACUGUAUGUGGCAGCUGUGGGCGCAGUAUCCCGCACGCUUCCAGCUCACUGAAGACUACCUGCUGGCUCUGCAUGACAGCGUGCAUCUUCCUCUCUUCAGCAGCCUGCUGGCCAACAGUCAGAGGGAGAGAUGUCGCCGGUCACAGCAUCUUCCCCAGAGCUACACCCCAGUAAACGGGCUGAGGGAACUGCCCAUGGGCGGCCCGGAGGAGUCGGUUGACCCACCGUUCCCCCCGGUGUGGGACUGGGCCCUGCAGUACAGCAGCCAGAGACGAGUCCGCUUCACCCAACCCGUGUCACAGCCCGCCUGUCCUCCACCCGUCCUCAACGGAAACCUCAACACCAACCUGGACCGCGGCUGGCAGAGUGACGGACUGCCUGGUUCUGUGUUCCUGCUGUCCCGUAGCACGUUCUCCCAUCCCUCCAACCUGCUCCCCUGGAGGAGCGGGAACUCCGGCUCUUACUGGAAGAGCCACCGCAGGGCUCCUUCCUCAGAGAGUGUGUCUGGACUGGAGCGUCUCAUCAGAGCCUGUUCUCUCUCUGAACCGUCGGAGAACAGCGCAACCCUCCACGACCCGUACGAGCCCCUGCUGCCCCUGCUCUUAGGGCCCUGUGUCAGAGUAUGGAGGAGCUGCUAUUUACGGGGCGCGCUACACCCUCAGGCUUUCUCACACCCCGUGUCUUCCUGCAGUCAGCAUCCUUUAGAGAAGCUCUCCUGGGAAGUGCUGCAGCUGCGAGAGAAACUGGCCCAGGCUUCUAACAGACGUCCCGAAAACCAGACCAAACGACAGGAGCCGCGCCGACUGGAGUCCAACCUCAACCAGAAUGCCAACAAUGGGACCUUCCUCUUCUCCUCUUCCUCUAGAACAUCUCAACAACAGGCGUCACCCAACAGAGGUGCGUCCCACUCCUCCGUCCCGCCCAGAGCCCAGCGGACAGCACCCGACCUGCCCGGGCCUCCACAGAGGAACAACAACAAGCACACGUUUCUAUUUGGCCACCAACAAGAGCCGCAUUCAGGGCAGCGUCACAUUCCCUCCCCUAGUGCCAAACUUCCCAAACGCCCAGGAAACACACACUGAUCCGCAGGAAGGGGGGAAACGCCAGCCUCUGGUGUUUGUGUUACUGAAGUGAUAUAAUACGGUACAAACAGAAACAUGAAAUUUACCCUACUGUUCAAAAGUUUGGGGGUCGGCAAGAUUUAGUAAUGUUUUUUAUCAAAAUUACAGUAAAACAGUCAUAUUGUGA
This is a messenger RNA of Pimephales promelas (fathead minnow), 2938 nucleotides long. It is a transcript of the gene mtmr11, whose product is annotated as myotubularin related protein 11. Gene Ontology annotation, biological process: phosphatidylinositol dephosphorylation. The record is from RefSeq and is a predicted model, not a curated record. Gene Ontology annotation, cellular component: membrane; cytoplasm. NCBI's taxonomy places the organism in Eukaryota, Metazoa, Chordata, Actinopteri, Cypriniformes, Leuciscidae.